Messenger RNA from Oryzias melastigma (Indian medaka), 3091 nucleotides. RefSeq names its product bone morphogenetic protein 16 (gene bmp16). NCBI's taxonomy places the organism in Eukaryota, Metazoa, Chordata, Actinopteri, Beloniformes, Adrianichthyidae. Gene Ontology annotation, molecular function: cytokine activity; growth factor activity. Gene Ontology annotation, cellular component: extracellular region. The record is from RefSeq and is a predicted model, not a curated record. Gene Ontology annotation, biological process: SMAD protein signal transduction; BMP signaling pathway. The coding region runs from base 101 to 1651 and encodes 516 amino acids. The transcript has 4 exons.
UUCAUACCUCUUUUUCAGCUCAAUCUGUGAGCAGCUAUUGACUGUCAUGGGUAUUUAUAUUGACAAAGCAACCAUUUGUGAGCAUGUUGGCUGAAGUAAAAUGUGGCCAACGGAAUGCAGCAGGAGCAAGAGUACGAGCCAAGGGAUCGUAACACUGGAGCUCAAGGAUAAACCAUGGACUCUGCAUACAUCCCACCACACCUGGACAUCCACCAUGCUCCCUGCUAACAUCCUGCUCCUCAUGUUCUUGCUGCUACCUCAAGUCUCGUCUGGUCGCCAGGGUGAGGACACCAGCGAGAUUGACCAUGGCAGGGUGCCCCCCACGUCUUCAUCCUCGACACCCACGCCAUCGCCCUCGGAUUCCAACCUUUCUCAAACCAUUCAGACUCUACUCUUGAGCCGACUGGGCCUGCAGUCUCAGCCCAACCCGCAGUCUGGAGUACCAGUGCCGCAGUACCUGCUUGAUCUUUAUCGCUUCCACCAAAAGCAGUACCAUCUAGUGGAAGACCCGUCAUUUAGCUUCCCCAGUCAGCAUAUUCAGCAGGCCAACACAGUACGCAGUUUUCAUCACAGCGAGUCCCAUGAAGACAGUCAGACAGAGAAGGAUCACACAAGAGUGCACAUCUCAUUUGACAUCUCGUCCAUCCCUCAAGAGGAGAAGGUCCUCUCGGCUGAGCUCCGGCUGCUCCGCAGUGACAGAGCCUCCCUGGGUCCUGGACCACACAGACUAAACCUAUACCUCUCAAAGCAUCGUGAGGAUCCUGAGCAGGCUUUGCUGGAGACAAGGUUACUCACCAACAACCUCCAUAGCUAUAAACCAAGUGGUUUCUGGGAAGCGUUUACUUUAAGUGCAGAGCUUCUGCAAAAGAUUCAAGGUGGUUCUGGCAGCCUGGGCUUCCUCCUUGAAAUCAAACCUGAAAAUAUUACCAACCCACUUCCUUACCAGAUGCUUGACUCUGCAUCAAAUGAAGACAAGACAGAUGGACUAAACGAGAGACACCUGAGAGUGUGCAGGUCUGUGGGCCAAGACGAUCACAGCUGGGCCAGGGAAAGACCCCUGCUGGUGACCUACAGUCAUGACGGCCGAGGAGAGCCUUUGAUUAAACAUAGCAGAAAAACCUCCGGUAAAAGUCAGAGGAUUAGGGGGAAAAAGGGGUCAAAAGUGAGGGCCAGAAACAGCAGUAAAGGUCACGAUACAGUCAAAGUCUGGGGUAGGGCCAAAAAAAAAGGGUAUUCUGUGCAGGACUGGGCGACUAAUACAGGAGGGGUCAGCUGGAGCGAACGAGGACGCGUGAAAAGAAACGGUGGUCACUCCGCAAAAUUGAGGCGUCUUUCUCGUGGCAGAUGCCGCCGUCACCCUCUACAUGUAGAUUUUAGAGAUGUGGGUUGGCAAAAGUGGAUCAUUGCUCCCAGCGGUUAUGACGCCUUCUUCUGCCUGGGAGAGUGCCGUUAUCCCCUAGCUGACCACAUGAACGCCUCCAGCCAUGCCGUGGUGCAGACCAUGGUAAACUCUGUGAACGGAGCAGUGCCCCGUCCCUGCUGCGUCCCCACCAGCCUCAGCCCCAUCGCCCUGCUUUACAUGGACUCUCAAGACCGAGUUGUGCUGAAAAAUUACCAGGACAUGGUGGUGGAGGGCUGCGGCUGCUUGUAGAGGGGUUGAGGGAAGGGAACGCAGAGGAGCAACGGAAAGGAUAAGUCAGUAGCGGCCAAACAGGCGGAGACUGAUGGAGACAAAUGCACCACCAUGAGAAAUAUCAGCGGAGAGGAUUGAGGCAAGGGAUAAAGCAGUUAAAUCACCAAUAUUAGGAGCAAAAGGUCAGUCAAAAAGAAAAAAAAAAGAAAAAUGAUUAGGAUAAAUCACAAAGCUGGCACAGAGGAAGAAAAAGGACCAGACAGAAGGACAGGUAGAGAUGAGGAAGCUGAAAUAGUGUUAACUUUAGUAAACUGCCAAGAGUUGUUUUAUUUUUCCCAUUUGGUGAGGCUGCAGCUGUUUACAUCAUCAUCCCCUGCUGAUUCGUUCAUGAGAAGCCAGCUCUUUAACAUCAGACGUCCCAAAAAAAAUUGUUAAAAAAACAGGGCGGACACUCAUGUACAUCCAUGUUUUUUGUUCCUCAGGCUGUGUCGGACUUGCACCUAAAGUGGUAAACACUUGAAAGCAUCAUAAGGACAUAUUAUAGGCUCAGAGUUUAAGCAAAUCUGUGUUGUUCUGACGGACAUUUCGACAACGGGACCAGCACGGAGGCGGAACUUUCUAAGACAGUGUUGUUUCUGCAAUAUUUGAACUGACAAUAAGGGUUUGUCUCUCUUUGUGACAGCUAAUGUAAUGACAGACUGUCCCUCAUGAGCAACCACUACAUCGCAAUCUAUUUAAAACAACAAUAAUGUUGAUGGAAUAUUAUGCUAUUAUUUGAAUGUAUUACUAUCAUUAUUAUUUAAAAAAGGAAACUUUUUUUUUUGUAAAUUUCUUUUGCAGAUGUGAAAAAAAAUUCAUGUAAUGGUUGUCUUGUGAUUCAACAUAAUUUCACUGAAUUCUAACUUAAAAGACACACAAUGUAUUUAAAAACGCAGCAAUAUGUUGUAUUUAAUCUUGACAAUAUUUAAGAUACCUGCACUCAUCAGAGCAUACAGCGAACUGAAAGCCUGCUGCCCCACAACAAACCGGUUGUAGUAGUCUUCCAACAAUAUUGGUGUUCUGUGUUUUUGAAUGUGUCACUUCCUGUAUUUUGGUGUAAAACACAUGACGGCAGACAUAAGUGGUAUUACCUCCUAGAAGCUCAACUAACACAUCAGUUGGAAACUAAACGUAUUGUAGCUACUGAAGUGUUUAACAACAGGUGUCUUUGCUCUAGUUUUGUCUGCGUGUCUCCAGAAAAAUAAAUAAUAAAUAAAAAUAAAAAAUAAAAACAGGAAGGCUGAUAAUAAAAUUGGCACUUUAGUGCCUUUCAGACAGAGGCUUUGAAAGUGUUCUCCGGUGAGCUUAGUUUUUAUCAGUGUUGCAUUUUUAUGUCUGAAUGGAAACAUUUAAAGAUUUAAGCAUCAGCUUGUAAAAUGUCUGACAAUAUACCUCUAAUAAACGAAGCAAACUGCAUCA